Molecule: messenger RNA, 2077 nt
Organism: Morus notabilis
Lineage: Eukaryota; Viridiplantae; Streptophyta; Magnoliopsida; Rosales; Moraceae
Exons: 5
Coding region: 193-1752 (519 amino acids)
Source: RefSeq, a predicted model, not a curated record
UUGUCUUUUCUCUCUCUAAUCUUCUUCUUCUUUGGUGGGUUUCGAUUUUUCUUUCUUUGUUCUUCACUGCAAAGUAAAAAACCAGCUUGAGAGAGAAAGAGAAAGAGAGAGAGAGAGAGAGAGAGAAAUGGCUAUGGAGAAUCGAGACACGGGCGAUCAGUUGGCGCCAUAGCCGGCAUUGGUCUGGUCCCAAUGGGGAAGGUUGAGGAAGAGCAGAUUCUGCCUUCCACCGUUCCUUCCUCCGAUUCGUCGGAGCAGCGAAAUGUAGUGAAUAAUCGGUGCUGUUUCUGGUGUCGCCGGAUUCGUAGGUUCGUCGGACUGAAAUGCGUCUUGGUUCUGUUGCUCUCGGCGGCGGUUGUCCUCUCAGCCAUCUUCUGGUUGCCGCCGUUCCUUCAGUUUGCGGAUCGGGGCGAUCUGGAUCGGGAUUCACCGUUCAAAGAUCACGAUAUAGUAGCAAGUUUCGACCUUAUGAAGCCAGUUUCUUUGCUCCAAAACAAUAUCUUGCAGCUUGAGGAAGACAUUUUUGCAGAAAUAAACAUUCCCUCCAAAGUGGUUGUCUUGUCUCUGGAACCCUUACGAGAACCGAACAUAACAAGAGUUGUAUUUGCAGUUGAUCCAGAAGAAAAAAAUUCAAAGUUGUCUGAAACAGCUGAAAGUCUGAUAAGGGGAUCUUUUAAAGUUUUGGUUACACGCCAGACAUUUCUUCACCUGACCCCUUCUUUGUUUGGCGAUGCAUAUUUUUUUGAGGUGCUAAAAUUUCCAGGAGGAAUCACGAUAAUUCCCGUUCAGAGUGCUUUUCUUCUGCAGAAAGUGCAAAUCCUUUUCAAUUUUACUUUAAAUUUCUCCAUCUAUGAAAUACAAGUAAAUUUUAAGGAACUGACAAGGCAACUGAAGUUGGGGUUACAUCUAGCAUCUUAUGAGAACUUGUAUGUUAGCUUAUCAAACUCCAGAGGUUCAACAUUAGAUGCCCCGACCAUUGUUCAGUCCUCUGUUGUACUGGCUGUUGGGAAUACGCCUUCAACGCAAAGGUUGAAGCAGCUUGCUCAAACCAUUACAAGUCGACACUCAAAAAACCUUGGUCUGAAUAAUACUGUAUUUGGUAAGGUCAAGCAAGUCCGGCUUUCAUCUAUUAUGCAACAGUAUCUUCAUGGUGGUGAUGGUAGCUCACCUGCACAGUCACCUUCACCUGCUUCUCUUCCUCAGCCCCACCACCACCACCAUCACCAUCACCACCACCAUCAUCACCACCAUGGUGCCCAGCUUGCUCCUGCAAUUUCGCCAGAGCCUGCAACCAAGGGAGGUUCACCUGCAACUCAAAAUAGUGUGCCUUCACCUCAGGAUGGUGCACCUACCCCAGCGAGAAGUUCACCUCCUCCUGAGAAAAGCUAUGUAGCAAAGCCACCUGGUUGCCAUUUGGGCUAUAGGUCUAAAGGGGAAGAGAGAAAGCGUCCUCACUUGGCUCCUGCUGUUGCACCAUCAAAACCAAAUGCAUCUCCUCACCAGCCAGCUGCCUCACCGCACAAGCAAGUAGCCCCAUCAAAACCCAUCUCCAACCCUGUUCCAGUUUCCAGCCCUUUGCCAAGUGUAGUUUUUGCUCAUGUUCAGCCCCCAUCAAAGAGCAAACCAGAUAAAGAACAUUUUGACACGAGGCCAGCAGUUGCACCACCAACCCCUUCUACAUCUUCUGCAGGUUCUCUUCCCACUGUUCAAUUCGCAGUUUCACUGUUGCUUGCUCUUGUAUUACAUUUAUAACCAAAGAGGAUAAACAAUCUGUUUUCUAGUUAAACCCACUAGUCUGUUUUCGAGGAAGACUCAACUGUAUCAUUUCCAACCGGAUCUAGUGGAGUUUCUGUAACUGUGAACUACUCAAAAGGGUGUAGCUUCACAUCUGAGUGGAUGUAUGUUGUUCCUAUGUGUGUAAAUAUUGAUUAAAAUCCCAGCCAGCAAAUGCAUAUUUGGGUCAAAGUCACAGAGGUGGCAGGCCUUUGGUUAAAUGCAUUGCUGCUGUUUUGUGUAUUCUCUUCGGAAGAAAUGUAAGAGGAAGAAACGAACAGAUAUCUUAUGAUACUUUUUUGUU